AUGGCUGUUCAGAAAUGGGUUACGCCCCUUCAGGGGCUAGAAAGCCUCCGCCAAAUCGAGGACCUGAUGCCGUCGCCAGGCCCGGGAGAGGUACUGGUCAAGAUCAGCGCAGUUUCUCUAAACUACCGAGAUGUGGAGGUGACCAAGGGUGAAUAUAAGCACCACAAAAGUGCCGAGCAAGACGCCACCAUCGUGCCGUGCUCGGAUAUGUGCGGGACCAUCAUUGCCAUUGGACCCGAUGUAUCGCAGUGGGCCGUAGGCAGUCGUGUUCUGUCCACCUUUCUACCUGAGCACCAAACUGGCCAAGUCUCGGAGAGCCAACUUGCUGGAAGUUUAGGUCUCCCCUUGGACGGGGUCCUUUCCACUCACCGCAUUUUCCCCGCACAUGGAUUGGUCUUGGCUCCUGCAUUCAUGUCUGACGAGGAAGCCUGUACCUUGCCCAUUGCAGCGGUGACUGCGUGGAUGUCCAUCAAUGGAAUGCGACCAAUGGGACAAGAUGGCGGAAAGGAUGAGUACAUCCUACUUCAAGGUACCGGAGGUGUAGCCAUAGCAGGAUUACAAAUUGCCAAGGCUGCUGGCGCCAUAGUAAUUAUCACAUCUUCGUCUGAUGCAAAGUUGGAACAAGCCAAAGAGCUGGGCGCCGACUUUACAAUCAACUACCGGACCACCCCAAACUGGGAAGCAGAGGUGAUGCGAUUCACAAAAAACCACGGCGCCGAUAUUAUUCUUGAGACCGGUGGAGCCCAAACGAUCAGGAAGAGCUUCGACUGCAUUGCGUUUGGCGGCCUGAUCGACUGCAUUGGUUACGUAUCAGGCAAAGUAGAUGCGGCCGACGAUCGACUGAAUGUGAACAUUUUGGCCCUGAGACGCACUGUAACUCUUAAGGGUAUCAUCAACGGCCCUAAAGACCGCUUUAAAGAAAUGAUUAGCUUUUAUGAAAAAAGCCAGAUCCAUCCGGUGGUUCACCGAGUUUUUUCCUUCGCCGAUGCCAAGGAAGCAUUCAGGUUUGUGGAUAGUGGCAGCCAUUUUGGAAAAGUGGUUAUCAAAGUCCAGUCAUAG
This is a messenger RNA of Penicillium verhagenii, 1059 nucleotides long. RefSeq names its product zinc-dependent alcohol dehydrogenase family protein. Gene Ontology annotation, molecular function: oxidoreductase activity. Bases 1 to 1059 code for a protein of 352 amino acids. The record is from RefSeq and is a predicted model, not a curated record. Lineage: Eukaryota; Fungi; Ascomycota; Eurotiomycetes; Eurotiales; Aspergillaceae. The transcript has 3 exons.